Molecule: messenger RNA, 3378 nt
Organism: Closterium sp. Naga37s-1
Lineage: Eukaryota; Viridiplantae; Streptophyta; Zygnematophyceae; Desmidiales; Closteriaceae
Source: the annotation of a GenBank genome assembly
AUGGCGAAGAGCAACGAAAACGUGGAAGGUGGUUACCAGUUGGGGGAGGACAUCGAGGUACUAGCGCCGAUGGUGGAGCGGAGAGGGGGAGGAGGUAAAGGUGAGAUGAACCAGGCAGAAGUGGAAAAGGGCGACGGCGGCGGAGGAGGGAGUGAAGCACGCGGAGCAACAGGAGGACUCAAGAUGACGUCAGCUGAUGACGUCCCCAUGUCUGCGGAUGACAUCAGAAUUCCAUCCUAUGACGUCACGAUGUCAGUGGAUGACGUCAUGGCUCUCCUGUUCUCCCAGGACCCCCUGCUUGCCCGCGCUGCUGCCGUCACUCUCAGCGACGCCCUGCUCUCGCCCGCCCUCUCUCCAACUCCAAGGUCCACUCCUGCCUGCCCUCCCUCCGUGCCUCCGGUUGUCCCUCCUGAGGCGACUUCAAGGUGCCCUCCUGCCUGCCCUGCUGUGCCGGCUUCAGCAGGGGGAGCGACCGUUGGGGCCAGCAAUACUCGAUUCACGAUUGAACCUCUUCCCUCCUUCACUGCUCUUCGCUCUCAUCCCAACAUGCCAGUGCCCUGUGCUGCGCUCUCUCUCUUCCACUCACUGCUCAAACGCCGGCCGCACACCGCACCACCACCACACUCCCCUGUGCACCCCUCCUCUGCGCGCCUCUCUUCCCUUGGCCUCUCGGCCGCCCUCGCCCUCCUGCACGCCACGCCAUGGCCCUCCCUCUCUCGCCUCUUUGGUUCUGCUGCUUUCAAGGCCCGCUCCUUGCUGCUACAGCAGGGGCGGCAGGGGCAGCAGAGGCAGCAAGGGCAGGGCCAGUCGUUGCAGCAUCAGCAGCAGGGGAGACAUAUUGGGAAACAGCAGGACUCAGAUGCAGCAGCAACAGCAGCAGCAGAUCUGGCGGUGGGAUGGUUGACCCGGCUGCUGUCCGGCUGUGUCAGUGCCAUCGCCAACAGCAAUGGCACCAGCAGCAUUGAGAAGCCUGGUACCAGCAGCAGUAUUGAGAAGCAUGGAGGUGGUGCAGGUGGAGAGUAUGCUGCUGCUGUCAUCACGAGGCAGGGUGACGGCACCAGCAGGGAAAGGGGCGAUGGGAGCAGCAGCAAGGAGAGUAAGACAGCUUCUGCUGAGCGUGUGCCGGAGGGGGUGUCUUCUGAGACGACUGAAGAGGCAUCUACUUCAUCAGUGGAAGGCGUGCUGGCAGUGGUGCACACGUGGCUCUCUAACUGCCUCCUCCCCAUGCUCGCCCAUGCCCCGUCAAGUGCUCCUGGCUCAUGCCCACCUGCCCCAGGCCCACAUACCUCAAGCGCAGGUUCCUCUCAGAAGCUGCUGCUCCGGUGCGCCCCUCUUUUCCCCUCUUACCCCCCUCUCUCUCACGCCAUCAUCACCUACCUCUCCGCCCUCCUCCCCCGCACACUCUCUCUCACCGUCUCUCCACACACACCCCCCUGCUGGGUCUUCUACUCUGCUAGACCAGCUUCCGCACUCCAUGCAGGUCCCACUCGCACUGCUGCUGUUCCUGCUGCUCCUCCUCCUGUUGCUCCUGCUGCAUCUACUGCCGGUUCAUCCCCCAUGGCUCACUUACUGCGUCUGCAGUUGCUGCUUCUCCUCCACGCCACGCACUUUCUCCUCCCCCACACGCACAUCUCGCUCCACCACUUGGCAAACAAGAGUUGCGGGGAUAAAACAGGAGCAGUAGGGGCAGGAGCUGUAGGGGGAGAAGAGGGAGGGGGGGAAGGAGGGAUGGGAGCGGAAGGGAAAGGAACAGCAAGAAAGGGAGUGGCACGGGGGCCAGGGCAGUGGGCUUGCAAGGGCGGGGAAGGAGGGGAAUUGGGGGCUGCAGGGAGCGGUGCAGUUGGUGGUUGUGAUGGUUACGGUAUUGGUGGUAGAUGCAGAGAUGGUGGUGAUUUUGGUGGCAGUGCUGGUGGUGUGAAUGGUGGCAUUGGUGGUGCUGGUGGUGGUGGUGGUGUUACUGAUUCUGCUUCGCUCACAACCCCUCACUCUCAAACAUCAUCACCAUCAGCAUCAGCAUCAUGGGGCAUUGGAGCUCGCCCGUCGCACCUGUCUCUGCCGCCCAUUGUGGAGCUGCUCUCACACGAGGAUGAUGUUCUGCUGGACGGUUUGUCGCUCCUUGCGUCCAUAUCAAAUCGAAUCAAGUGCCUCUCAGCACUCAAGCAAUCUAAAGGUUUAUCAGCGGCAGCACGUGAGUCGAAAGUGCCUGAGGCGAAUACCCUCCCCACUCCACCCCACACUCUUUCACUCCUCCUCACCGCAACCUCCCCCCGCUCUUUCUUCGCAUCUGCUGCCCCUUCCCACUCUCCCGCGCACAGGUGCCUGCCUGCAGCAGCUGCCACGUGGAAGCGCAGGAUUGGUCAUGCGUUGUGGGUAGAGUGUGUAGGGUCAGCUUCAAGAGAAGUGGCGGAGCAGUCAGAGAGUGAAAGUGAGAGAGGUCAGAGCGACCAAAUAGGAGGGAGUGAGGAAGGAGGAUGGAGCGAGGGCGAGGGAAAGGGAGAGGGAGAAGAAUCGAGUGAGGGAGAGGGAGAACAACGUAGGAGAGGGGCAGAGGUAAAGGGUGGGGUGAGUGCUGAGGAGUGCAGAAAAGAGGGAGAGGAGGAGAGAUGGGGGAUUCGAAAGACAUUCAAACGGCAGCUGGAGGAGCAGGAGGAGGGGAGGGGGAGGAGAGUGAGAAAGAGGAGGAUGGAGAAAGUGGGGUGUGGUGGUGAUGACGUGGAAUGGUGGCGUGAUAUGACUAAUGGUUGGAGGAAGGAAGGGAAGGUGGAGGGAGGAGAGGACGAGGAAGAGAGGGAGGAAGAGGAAACGGACCAAGAAGAUGAGGAGGAGAAAGAGGAGGAAGAGGAGGAAGCGGAGGGAGAGGAGGAAGAGGAGGAAGAGGAGGAAGAGGAGGAAGAGGAGGAAGAGGAUGACAUGAAAAUGGAUGAAAUGGGGCUGACCCAUGUUGCUGUAGUCACGCCAUCUACAGUCACGUGUUCCCCAGCAGGGCUAUCACAUUCUGCACUGGUGGAUUCUCUCCGGUGUCUCACUCAGCUGCACACACGACUCGCUCGCCUGCAGCACCUGGGGCUGUUCCCCUACAACGUGCAGCCACUGCUGACCAGGUUAUGCGAAUUUCUACAGGAAGAGGAACCGAAGGGAACACGGGGGAGAGGCGGAAUGGAGGUGUGGGUGGGUAUGGGAGGGGGGCUUGUACAGGCUGUGGGGGAUAUCCCUGAGGAGGAGGAGGAGGAUAUCCCUGAGGAGGGUAUCCCUGGGGAGGAUAACCCUGUGGAGGGUAACCCUGAGGUGGGUAACCUUGAGGAGGCGGCGGGUAUCCUUGAGGAGGUGGAGGAUAGCCACCAGGUGGUGGUGGAUAGCCUGAAAAUUGAUUGGAAAUAA